AUGCGUUCGAAAUGUUUUUAUUUGAUUAUCUGUGUAAGUAUUAUUAUCAAUGUUAAAUCUCAGUUAUCCUCAGAUGACUAUGGUGAUUAUGAUGCACAACAACAACAAAUACAAACAGAACCACUUGUUUUCUUUCGUCGACCACAAUCGGAGCAAGUUGCUAUUGGUAGUAAUGCAAUGUUUUAUUGUAGUUCAUCAUCAAGUCCAAUAAUAUGGUUUAAAAAUGAUGUACCGAUAGGUGCAGGUUCAAAACAUAUAAUAACUAGUCAAUAUCUUCAAAUUUUGAAUGUUGAUGAAAAUGAUGAAGCAACAUAUGCUUGUUCAAUACGUAAUGCAGUUGAAAUGAAAACAGCAUCAGCAAAUUUAACCAUACUUUUUGCUCCUCGUUUCACUCCAUUACCGGAUACAUAUCGUGUUGGCUUGAAAAAUUUAUCUAUUGAAUUAUAUUGUCGAGUUCGUGGAAAUCCUAAACCAACAAUCACAUGGCAUAAAUCUCAUAUAACCCUUCGAUCGUCACAUCGUAUGCGUUUACUUGAUGAUGGUCAAAUUUUACGUAUUAAUCAAUUACGAAGUGAUGAUGCAGGUGUUUACACUUGUUUUGCAGAAAAUUCUCUUCGACGUAUUUCAGCAUCAACUGAUGUUCGUGUUGAGGAUCCUAUACCACCAUUGUUUUCUCGACGUAUGUCAAAUUUAACAACAUAUGAUGGUGCAUCAGUUGAACUUGAAUGUACAGCAACUGGAGAUCCACAACCAAAAAUUGAAUGGUUUCGAGAUAGUUUUCCUAUUCAUUAUAGUGUUCAAUAUAUAUUAAAAGAAGAUGGAUCACUUUUACUUCCACGUGUUGCUACUAAUCAAUCAGGAUAUUAUACGUGUAAAGCAUCGAAUUAUGCUGGAGCAGAAGUUCAUUCAUUUUGGGUAACUGUUAUUAAUGAUAAUCAAAUAACGGAUGAACUUAUUGAUCGUCUUGUACAACAAGCAUCAAUAGAAGUUAAUCGCGCUGUUGCAGAAACAAUACGACAUUUACAAGAUCGUCGUCGACCACGAACACCAGGAGAUUUAAUGUCAUUAAUGAAAUUUCCUAAACCAUUACAAUUAACAUUAGCUAAAACAGAAGAUAUUUUUGAACGAGCACUUGAUCUUGUUCAUCGUUAUGUUGAUAAUAUUACAUUUGCAAAUGAAUAUUCAACAAAUGAAAGACGACCUAGUGAUUUUCGACCUGAUCAUUAUCUUACAGCUCGUCAAUUAGAACGUCUUGCACUUGUCUCUGGUUGUGUAGUUCAUCAAUUAAAAACUCACUGUAAUGAAAAAUGUAUGGCAUAUCGUACAGCAGAUGGAACAUGCAAUAAUUUAAGACAUCCAUUUUGGGGUGCUUCGUUAACAGCCUUAACACGUUGGCAACAUGCACAAUAUGAAAAUGGUUUUAAUACACCACGUGGUUGGAAUGAAACCAAAUUAUAUAAUGGUUAUGUAUUACCAUCAGCACGUGAAGUAUCAGCAAGAUUAAUAGCAACUAAAACUAUUACACCUGAUCCAGCUUUUUCUCAUAUGCUUAUGCAAUGGGGUCAAUUUCAAGAUCAUGAUAUGUCAUUAACAGUACAAGCAACAAGUAAUACACGUUUUUCUGAUAGUCUUCGUUGUAUAUCAUCAUGUUCAUUUGAACCUCCAUGUUAUCCUAUACGUGUUCCUGAUGAUGAUCAUUUGCGUCAAGAACGUGGUUCAUGUCUUGAAUUUGUACGAUCAGCUGCUAUAUGUUUAAGUGGUGAAACAUCAUUUCUUCAUUUACCAUAUCGACGUGAACAAAUUAAUUCCUUAACAUCAUUUUUUGAUGCAUCAAAUGUUUAUGGUUCAACGGUACAAGAUGCUUGGGAUUUAAGAGAACGUAGUUCAGGAAAAGGUUUUCUUAGAGUUCAUAGUACACCACAAUAUCCAAAAGGAUUACUUCCAUUCAGUACUGAUACACCUGUUGAUUGUCAACGUGAUCGACAAGCAUCACAAAUUGGUUGUUUUCUUGCAGGAGAUCAUCGAGUAAAUGAACAAGUUGCUUUAAUUGCAAUGCAUACACUUUGGGUACGACAACAUAAUCGUUUAGCUAAACAACUUAGUUCAAUGAAUCCAAAUUGGUCGGAUGAACAAGUUUAUCAAGAAACACGAAAAAUUAUUGAAGCACAAUUACAAAUUAUAACAUAUAAACAUUGGUUACCAUAUAUUAUCGGUGAUGAAGGUAUGAAUAUGCUUGAAUCAUAUAAAGGAUAUAGUCGAAAUGUUAAUCCAACGAUUUCAAAUGUUUUUGCUACUGCUGCAUUUCGUUUUGGUCAUGGUUUAAUUAAUCCAAUAUUUUAUCGUUUAAAUGCAAGUCUUGAACCAAUUCCUGAAGGAAACCUUCUUCUUCGUGAUGCAUUCUUUUCUCCAUGGCGUGUUAAAGAACAAGGUGGUAUUGAUCCAUUAUUACGUGGAAUGUUUGGUGUACCAGCUAAAAUAAAAUUACCUCAACAAAUUCUUAAUGUUGAAUUAACUGAACGUUUAUUUCAUGUAACACGUGCUAUAUCACUUGAUUUAGCUGCAGCAAAUAUUCAACGUAGUCGUGAUCAUGGUUUACAAUCAUAUAGAGCAUGGCGAAAAUUUUGUAAUUUAACACCAAAUGAUAUUAAUGAUUUUGAGGAUUUACGUAAUGAUAUAAGUGAUCAAGAAACACGUCGUACAUUACGUGAUGUUUACAAACAUGUUGAUAAUAUUGAUGUUUGGGUUGGUGGAAUACUUGAAGAUAAUUUACCUGGUGCAAAAGUUGGACCACUUUUUCGUUGUUUAAUUACUAAACAAUUUAAAGCACUUAGAGAUGGAGAUAGAUAUUGGCAUGAAAAAUCUGGUAUAUUUACACCUCAACAAAUGAGUUCAUUACAAAAAACUUCAUUAGCUAAAGUACUUUGCGAAAAUGGAGACCGUAUUGAGCAAAUACCACGAAAUGUGUUUUUGAAUGCAAUGUAUCCACGAGAUUAUGUACCAUGUUCACAUAUAGAAGAUGUUGAUCUUGAACCAUGGCGUGGAUGUUGUAAUCAAAACAUGGCUGGAUCUAAUGCAGUUUGUAAUGUUCCGGCUAUACUUUCAUAUGAUCCAUUUCCUAAUUAUGAACCAUCUAGAUUUGCUACUAAUGCACGACAAAAAAGAGAAAUUGUAGAACAAAAUGCACAAGAAAAAAUAGAAGAUGAAACAAUAACAAAAGAUGAUCAAUUAGAAUUAGAAAAACUUCGUCAACAAGUUGAUGAAGUUUUGAAAAAGGUUAGAAUAAUCAAUCUCUUUGCAACUUUUGAUAAACGUUUAACGACUGGUACACAUUGUUAUGAUCAAAAUACAAGAAAAUUACAUAAAAAUGGCACUAAAUGGCAUGUUCAUAAAUGUCUUGUUUGUCAAUGCAAAGAUGCAACAAGUUUAUGUGAAAUUAUCUGUUAA
Rotaria sp. Silwood2 is the source of this 3444-nucleotide messenger RNA. Lineage: Eukaryota; Metazoa; Rotifera; Eurotatoria; Philodinida; Philodinidae. The record is from the annotation of a GenBank genome assembly.